UUCCUCUCCAGAUUUACCACUCUGCUUCUCCUCCUCUCCCUGCUCUCUGCUGCCACCAUCUUCACUUCUACAGAAGCUUAUGACCCACUUGACCCAACUGGAAAUAUCACAGUGAAAUGGGAUAUCAUGAGCUGGACCCCUGAUGGUUACAUGGCGGUUGUAACACUCUACAACUUCCAACAAUACCGUCACAUUCAAGCACCAGGAUGGUCGUUGGGAUGGACAUGGAGGAAGAGAGAGGUGAUAUGGGAUGUGGUGGGAGGGCAGACAACUGAGCAAGGGGAUUGCUCCAGAUUCAAAGGAAACAUUCCACAUUGCUGCAAGAAGAAACCCACUGUUGUGGAUUUGUUGCCUGGAACUCCCUACAAUAAGCAGGUCGCAAAUUGCUGCAAGGGUGGAGUGCUCAGCUCGUGGGCACAGGAUCCAUCUGCUGCUGCUGCUUCAUUUCAGCUUAGCGUAGGACAGGCCGGCACUACCAAUAAGACAGUCAGACUUCCUGUGAAUUUCACUCUGCAGGCACCUGGUCCUGGCUACACAUGUGGACCGGCUAAAGUUGUCAAACCGAGUCGAUUCACUACUGCAGAUAAACGACGAGUCACUCAAGCUUUGAUGACAUGGAAUGUUACUUGCACGUAUUCUCAGUUUCUAGCUCAGAAGACUCCAACUUGCUGUGUCUCAUUAUCAUCAUUCUACAACAACACUAUAGUGCCUUGCCCAACAUGCUCAUGUGGCUGCAAAAGCAACACUACUCUGUCUGGAAGCUGUGUAAAUCCGGAGAAACCACAUUUAGCUUCAGUUGUUCCGAACCCGGGGAAGAACGGCUUGGCAGUGCCUCCUGCUGUUCAGUGUACACAUCACAUGUGUCCCAUAAGAGUUCAUUGGCAUGUUAAACUGAACUACAAACAGUACUGGCGGGUGAAGAUCACCAUCACCAACUUCAACUACGCAAUGAACUAUUCUCAGUGGAACUUAGUGGCUCAGCAUCCGAACUUCGACAACCUGACCCAAAUCUUCAGCUUCAACGCCAAGUCGUUGAAUCCAUAUGCAUCUAUCAAUGACACUAUGAUCAUGUGGGGAGUGAAGUUCUACAACGAUCUGCUGAUGCAAGCUGGCCCUACUGGUAACGUGCAGUCGGAGUUACUUUUCCAGAAAGAAACCGAGAGCUUCACGUUCGAAAAGGGUUGGGCUUUCCCGAGAAGGAUCUACUUCAAUGGUGACAACUGUGUAAUGCCUCCUCCUGAUGCCUACCCUUGGUUGCCGAAUGCCAGCUCCCGCCACAUCAUGUCCCCGUCGAUACUAGUCACAGCCGUUUUAUCUGCUCUGGCUUUCCUGCUUAAAUAG
Molecule: messenger RNA, 1341 nt
Organism: Linum tenue
Lineage: Eukaryota; Viridiplantae; Streptophyta; Magnoliopsida; Malpighiales; Linaceae
Source: the annotation of a GenBank genome assembly